AGGUCAAUUGGCAUUCUAUCACUUGGGAAAGAGGACAAUGAAGAUCAUUCAAGCUUGGUCUCCUUUUACCUUGGCCAUAGAGCUAAUGAAUAUCACACACAAGAAAACCCAGAUCUCAAAGUCUACCAAGGCAUUGUUCUGGGUCAUGUCCAGGUAGUGGUGUAUGAAUAUUCUGACUGGGAUGCAUUUGACAAUGACUCACAGGGAUCUCAGAACAGACUUCAAGAAACAGAUAUUGUUGUAAUCAAGUUUUCCGUUAAUGACAAGGCUUCAUUUCUUAAUAUAAGAAUAAUUUUGUGCCAGUGAUAAAGCAAAUCUUCAGCCACAGCUUUGUUCCUGUUAUGGUACUGGCCAUUGGUACUAGACAAAAUGAUGGUCCGUUCUGUACUUGUCCUAUGUGCUCUUCAGACAGAGAGAUUUCUGUCACUACUAAUGAAGGGCUUCAGCUUGCCAAGGAAAUGGGGGCAACCUAUCUGGAACUGCUGGCUCUGAAUUACUUCUAUGUAGUGAAAUACUUUGGAGGAGUGCUGGAAUAUUACAUAAACAAGACUAUCCAACGCAAGUCAGCUGUAAUGGGAAAGAGAAAAAAGAAUCGGAUUAAACCUCCAGAUCUUCUACUACCCGAAAAGAUGCCAGUUUUGAAACAUGAGCCUUCACGAUAUAUAUCUGACAUACAAGAUCUGCUGGUUCGCUGCCAAUGUGCUGAUGUCCUCUUCUGUACAGCGGAGUUAAGGCCGGUGUCUGGAGCCCAUAAAGUAGUACUAUGCAGUGUCAGUGCUGUCUUUGCGCUCUUGUUUGCUACCUCCAGAAAGCAUUUUGCUGACCCCUGCAUAUACAAGACAGCACACUUCCUAUUCUCCAUUUAUGAAGAAUCUGCAGGGAUUGCCCACAAUUCUCCAGUCAGAGUCAUAGUUAAAGAUUGCAACUUCCAUACGUGUUUACCCAACAUUCUUAACUUUAUUUACUCGGGCGCAUCUAAGUGGGAACUGCUGGAACAACAGAUUAAAGAAAAACUGAAAGAUGGAGAAAAAGUGGAACAUGUCUUCCGCCUAGUACAAUGUGUGGUUAAGAAACCAAGCCAGGUAAGAUCUUCAACAGAUGAGUCUUUUCCCCAUUGUAAGGAUCCACUUCAGCUCUGCGAGUCUCUUGGACAGUUUUUUAACAACCCAUUAUUGGCGGAUGUGAUCUUCCAAGUACAAGACUCAAAGAUCCCAGCACAUCGAGCAGUGCUGGUGGCUCGUUGUGAGGUUAUGUCAGCCAUGUUCAGUGGAAGUUACUCUGAAGCAAAUCGAAUUGUUAUUCCUAUUCAUGACAUGUCCAAAGACACAUUCCUUGCUUUUCUGGAGUAUAUUUACAAAGAUACAUAUUGCCCUGCCAGCAUUCUACAAGCCAUGUCACUGAUGAUUUGUUCUGAGAUGUACCAGGUGUCUCGAUUACAACAUGUAUGUGAAAAUUAUAUCAUCACUCAGCUUCAGAGCAUGCCAAGCAGAGAGCUGUCAUCGUCAAGCCUAAGUGUGGUCAGUCUGCUUAAAAAAGCCAAGUUUUAUAACUCUGAAAGCCUGUACACUUGGCUGCUCUAUUUUCUUGCUGCACACUAUUUAAUCUUCAGCCAGAAGGCCGACUUCCAAGAUCUUUCAGCUGAAGAACUGGAGUUUGUAGAAAAGCACAGAUGGCCUUCACAUUUUUACUUGACUCAGCUUGCAGAAUAUCGAAGGUAUAUCCACUCCCCGAAACACAAAUGUGUUGUUUUGUGA
This is a messenger RNA of Staurois parvus, 1754 nucleotides long. The record is from the annotation of a GenBank genome assembly. NCBI's taxonomy places the organism in Eukaryota, Metazoa, Chordata, Amphibia, Anura, Ranidae.